Molecule: messenger RNA, 1400 nt
Organism: Lycium ferocissimum
Lineage: Eukaryota; Viridiplantae; Streptophyta; Magnoliopsida; Solanales; Solanaceae
Product: chaperone protein dnaJ 50
Exons: 10
Coding region: 47-985 (312 amino acids)
Biological process (GO): protein folding
Cellular component (GO): endoplasmic reticulum membrane
Source: RefSeq, a predicted model, not a curated record
GACAACGAAGCAGCCUUCAUUCAUAUUCAUAUAAUAAUAGGACGCAAUGUUGAGUUUUGUGGGAAAAGGAGACCGGAAAAUGGAGCAAAGAAGAAGAGGGAUCCAGUGGUUCGCCCUCACAGUAACUAUCGUGCUCUCCUUUAUGGUUCAACCUUCUUUCUCCAUUUACUGUGAUGAAGAUAACUGUUACGAUCUCCUUGGGGUGACUGAAAAUGCGAAUUCAUCUGAAAUCAAGAAAGCUUAUUACAAGCUCUCUUUGAAACAUCAUCCAGAUAAAAACCCUGAUCCAGAAUCAAAGAAGCUUUUUGUUAAAGUUGCAAAUGCUUAUGAGAUUUUGAAAGACGAAGCCACAAGGGAGCAGUAUGAUUAUGCACUUGCUCAUCCAGAGGAGUUUUUCUACAAUACAGCGCGGUAUUACCAUGCUUACUAUGGUCACAAAACUGAUACUCGUGCUGUCCUCGUUGGUCUUCUUUUGAUACUCUCAUCAUUCCAGUAUCUGAAUCAGUGGACAAGAUAUAAUCAGGCUAUUGACAUGGUCAAGAAAACGCCAGCUUAUAAAAACAAGCUACGUGCUUUGGAGCUUCAACGCACUGGAGGAGUGGCUAAUAGGAAGAAGGGCAACAAACCGAUGGACAAGAAUUUGGAGGAAGAACUUAGCAAGGAACUCAACUUGGACAUAAAGGGAACUGAAAAGCCUUCUGUUUGGGAACUAAUUGGAAUCCGUUUUAUACUUCUUCCUUACACUGUGGGAAAGCUGUUGCUGUGGUAUGCAUGUUGGUUCUGGAGGUACAAUGUCAAGCGUGCUCCAUACUCAUGGGAAGAUGCGUCCUAUUUGACACGAAGGUCUCUUCGGGUUCCUCUUGAUUCAUGGAUAUCUAUGGACGAAUUAACCAAGGAAGAUCUCAUUCAAAGACGGCUUUGGGAGAAGUCCAACUUUGAAAGCUAUGUGGCAGAGAUGCGCAAGGAAUCGAAGCGCCGAAGAUAGAAGUUUUUUCUUACUCAAAGCUAUGUGUAGGAUAAGACCAGUUUUGACGGGGAGUAUUCUUUUGACACCAAGAGCUAUUGGAUUGAUAGUAUCGUCAUAGAACUUGUAUUUUUACGGUCAGUGUCACAGCUAUACUAGUACUCGAAAUAAAUAACUAUACAAAAUACAUAUUGAGACAGGACGUAAGCAUACUGCAUUUGGAGUAAUUUUCGGGGACAAGCUUCUUCUGAUGAGUACCCCCCAUGGUGAUUUUGCUGAUGUAACGCUAGGUUAGAAUAUGUGGCGAACCAUUUAUAUGUUCUGAAGCACAGAAAUUCCAUUCCAGUAGACAAUGAACUUCAUACUUGGCUAUGUUGUAUUUGUAUGUACCAUAGUCUUUAAUAUGAUAAUGACAGGUCUAUCAUUAUUGGCUUCA